CGAAAACUUUUUUUUGAUUCCUUUCAUCUUUCCCCCUCUCUCGUCUUCUUUUCUCCCCUUUCAGAUUUAUUCCACCUGUCAAAAGAUAAUUCUUCUAACGGAUAGAUUGACAAUACUAGCACCUUGAUCUUCACACAGACACACUUAUCCAUUCAACUCACCUUUGUCUCUAUCCUCACCUGAACUCGGAGAAAACAAUAACUUCGACAUGCGCUCCUUUAUCAUAACUGUAUCACUAGUGGCUAUGGCCACCCUCACUCUAUUAGCCCCCACCACCAAUGCACAAGAGGACUACGUCCCCGCACAAUCAAAAUCCGGGGCUCCUGGAGGAUUCGUUGAUGCACUUGAUUCUCUCAGAACGCUUGCUGUGGGCCCAUAUCCCUCCCUCGCCACUUUAAACAUCUCGCCUAAUAUCAGCUCCAAUGGUUUAGACAAGCGUGGAUAUUACUGUGAUCCCGGUUAUGGCCUGUGCAGUAAUGAAAAAUCCUGUUGUAAAGAUAAUGUUGAACUUUGCGCUCCUUCUGGUGGAUGCUGCCCCAAGAACCUCAAGUGGGAGUGCGGCGGAAAAUACUGUUGCCCUUUCGACUCUUGCUUAGCGAAUGGUCACUGCGGUUGCAAUGAUAAUUUGUAUAGAUGCAUAAAUAGUUGCUGCAAAUAUGGAUGCAAAGAUGGUGGGGAGUGCAUGUGCAACCCCAACUUCCCUGUUGAUUGUGGCGGCGGCUCAUGUUGUCCUGCUGGUUAUGCCUGCAUUGGUGGCGGUAUGUGCAUGAGAGAAAGUCGCACGGCUUCUGGAUCAGUAUCAAGCGCUGCCCCCACGUCGACUGGUAACAGCGGAGGUGGGCCAGCUCCAGGCAGUACAAAGACUCCUAAUAGUGAUGGACAGAAUUCUGCAGGAACUGCUUUAUCUAUGCACGUCUCUGCAAUUAUUUUCGCAGCCUGUGCAAUUGCUGCUGUAUCCUUUGCAUUUUAAUUGACGCGCUACUCUCUCUUCCGCAAAGUACUUCG
This is a messenger RNA of Lobosporangium transversale, 1005 nucleotides long. RefSeq lists its product as hypothetical. The record is from RefSeq and is a predicted model, not a curated record. Lineage: Eukaryota; Fungi; Mortierellomycota; Mortierellomycetes; Mortierellales; Mortierellaceae. The coding region runs from base 209 to 970 and encodes 253 amino acids. The transcript has 4 exons.